Rhea pennata is the source of this 1611-nucleotide messenger RNA. RefSeq names its product Josephin domain containing 2 (gene JOSD2). The record is from RefSeq and is a predicted model, not a curated record. Gene Ontology annotation, biological process: protein deubiquitination. Bases 104 to 664 code for a protein of 186 amino acids. Lineage: Eukaryota; Metazoa; Chordata; Aves; Rheiformes; Rheidae. Gene Ontology annotation, molecular function: cysteine-type deubiquitinase activity. The transcript has 5 exons.
GCACGCCGGGAGCUGUAGUUCCGGCGGGCGCGGGGAAUGCGGUCGCCGCCGACUCGGGAGCAGCCACCGGGCAGCGGGUGCCGCCAGGCGCCCCGGCCCCGCCAUGUCGGAGCCUGGCUCCGAAGCAGUGGAGGGGCUCUACCACGAACGGCAGCGCCUGGAGCUCUGCGCCGUGCACGCGCUCAACAACGUCCUGCAGCGGCCCUGCUUCACCCAGGAGGCGGCCGACGACAUCUGUAAACGCCUGGCGCCCGAAGCCCGCUUAAACCCGCAUCGCAGCGUUCUGGGCACGGGCAACUACGACGUCAACGUGAUCAUGGCGGCGCUGCAGAGCCUGGAGCUGGCUGCCGUGUGGUGGGACAAGCGCCGGUCACUGGAGCAGCUGGCUCUGGAGCAGAUCCUGGGCUUUAUCCUCAACGUGCCCUCGAACGUCUCGCUGGGUUUCGUGUCGCUGCCCGUGCGCCGUAAGCACUGGCUGGCCGUGCGGCAGCUCCGCGGCACUUACUACAACCUCGACUCCAAGCUCAAGGCGCCCGCUCGUAUCGGUGGCGACAGCGAGCUCAGGGCUUUCCUGCGCGAUUUCCUCUCCCAAGGCCUCUGCGAGGUUUUCCUCGUCGUGCCGAGGGCCGUGGAAGAAGCCGGCGCCUGGCUGAACCCGGAGUGACUCGGGACUUUUAAGGCGCGAAACCAAAGAAGAGAGGCAGAGGAGACGAGGGUGGCUCAGCCUGCCCCGGUCCCAAACGGGGCAAAAUUGGCCCCAAAAUGGGAGCCCACCCCUUCAGUUUGAUGUUGAGCCUGGUGCCGUCGGUGCCUCUUCCAGUGGGGAUAAAGGACGCGGUGUGAAACCAGCCGUGUUUUGUGCUUGCUGGUGCCUGGAAGGGACCUCGCAGGGUGGUGGCAGCCCGGCUGGCCCGGGAGCCCUUUUCACCCGUCUUUCCGUGCUGUCGGCAGCCCCUAAUUUGCCUGUUUUCACCUUUUUUUUUUUUUUUUGCUUGGUUUUCCCUCCUGCUGCAGGAUUUCCCUGCUGAAAUUCAGCUGGCUGUGGGGCACUGAUGGUGCCGGGGUGUUUUAGUACAACGUGACGGGUUGUCCGCUGUGCUGGCACCGUCGGAUGCCGGUUGUGCGUGUUAUGAGCGGGUUGUACGUGUCACAUGCUGGUCACGCGCACCACCUAUGCUUGUCACACGUUGGUAAGGUGUUGCCACGUGCUGGUUAAGUGUCACGCGCUGCUUGCACACCUUCCACGCUGCUCGUGCAUGCUGGAUAUGCACGGUACCCACUGGUCAUGCAUGUUGCACACCCGCUGCGCGUGUCACACUGCUUGUGCACGUUCCCCCCUUCUGCUCUGUGGCAUUGUCUCCGGCAGCUCCGCACCUUGUUUCCAGCCACCUCCGGUGCCGUGACUCCCCCCUUGUCCCCAAACUCCGCGGCAGCCUCAAGGGAGCUCAUGGCACUCAGCUGCCCUCUCCCCCUUAACUGGGGCUGGUACCCAAAUGUAGGCAAACAGGAUUAAUUAAUGCUGGGUGCUAAUUACAGCGAUGAGGGCCUCAUGGGCUGCGCUAGUGGUGUCGAUCAUGACCCUAGUGGGCUGAUUAAAACCUUGUUUCCAGA